CAGGUAGACCAUACGCAAACACGUCGUAGACACGAUGGCACACGGCCAAUCCCAAGGAUCUCCGAAAACCUCCAGCUCCAUCAUCUCCCGCUACCCCCAAGUCGCUGAUGGUGCACCCCAACGCCCCGCAGUCGGCGGUGGAAAACAUUCGCGAAUCGACCUGGCCUACUGUGAUCAGUGUGGCUCCAGAGUGGCGUGACGACGCGUCGCGAGAUGCGCCCCUCAGCAGCCGAUACAAUUCGGACCUGGUUGCUCUCUGCCCUGGUGGUACACGGCGCCGUAGCUGGUAAUCCGGACGCCAAACGUCUUUACGAUGAUCUACUCUCGAAUUACAAUAAGCUGGUGAGGCCGGUUGUUAACACUACGGAUGUACUCAGAGUCUGUAUUAAGCUCAAGCUCUCUCAACUGAUUGAUGUGAAUUUAAAGAACCAAAUAAUGACAACCAAUCUUUGGGUAGAGCAGUCAUGGUAUGACUACAAAUUGAGGUGGGAGCCUAAAGAGUAUGGAGGUGUCCACAUGUUGCAUGUACCAUCAGAUCAUAUAUGGCGGCCAGAUAUUGUCCUCUACAAUAACGCAGACGGCAAUUUCGAGGUUACGCUGGCCACGAAGGCCACCAUCUACCACCAAGGCCUUGUCGAAUGGAAACCACCAGCUAUAUACAAGUCUUCCUGCGAGAUAGAUGUCGAGUACUUUCCCUUCGAUGAGCAAACUUGUGUGUUGAAAUUUGGGAGUUGGACAUAUGAUGGUUUCAAGGUUGAUCUCAGACAUAUGGACGAGAAAGCUGGCAGUAAUAUUGUUGAAGUUGGAGUUGAUCUUUCAGAGUUUUAUAUGUCAGUCGAAUGGGAUAUACUUGAAGUACCUGCUGUGAGAAACGAAAAAUUCUAUACGUGCUGUGAUGAACCAUAUCUAGAUAUAACUUUCAAUAUAACAAUGAGGAGGAAAACUCUAUUUUAUACCGUGAAUAUAAUAAUACCAUGCAUGGGGAUUUCCUUCCUGACAGUGUUAACGUUCUACCUUCCUUCCGACAGUGGGGAAAAGGUAACGUUAUCAAUUUCAAUCCUCAUUAGUCUCCAUGUGUUCUUCCUGUUGGUUGUGGAAAUCAUACCUCCAACGUCUCUAGUUGUUCCCUUACUUGGCAAAUACUUGAUAUUUGCUAUGAUACUUGUUUCGAUUAGUAUAUGUGUAACAGUAGUCGUCCUCAAUGUACAUUUCCGCUCCCCGCAAACGCACAAAAUGUCACCCUGGGUAAAAAGGGUGUUCAUCCAUAUAUUGCCGAGGCUGCUCGUCAUGAAAAGACCUCAAUACGUAUUCGAAACAAACAGUAGGUACGUCACGAAUAGGUUUCUUGUCAAAAGCAGAGAGCUAUCGUCAUGUCUUUAUCCUUACCACACAACGGUCCAGAGGGAUGAGCCAACUCCCAAAAGGAGGUUUCCAAGCCGAACUCCGUCUAAGGACGAAAUAUCCAGAGGCUUGGCGGACGGAGGUCCUUUCGGCGGUAGCUGCCAAAUCCACGGUCCGGUGCUCCUUCCGACUCCGGACUCGGACGAUGCCGCAAUUGACAGCGAUACGGGCGGGAUAAAAAGUCCGAUAUUGCGGAAUCCCGCUUUUUCGCAUUCUAGCUGCCCACCAGAGAUUCACAAGUCCUGCUUCUGCAUCAGAUUUAUUGCGGAACACACCAAGUCGCUGGAAGAAUCGACGAAGGUGAAAGAAGAUUGGAAGUAUGUAGCGAUGGUGUUAGACAGGUUGUUUUUAUGGAUAUUUACACUGGCCGUCCUAGUUGGUACAGCUGGUAUAAUACUGCAAGCUCCAUCCCUCUACGACGAUCGAAUUCCAAUUGAUGAGAAAUUUUCGGAAUUCGCCCGUACGACCGUUAUCAGACAUCGUUGACAUUGAUCGAUAUAAUUGUUGAAUUUUAUGGAAGAAGAAGAGAAAGCAGAUGAAAAUUUUUUCUUACCCUCAAUAACCGUGAAAAAGUUGAUCUCUUUUUCUCAGAAUGAAAUUUUGCAGUGGUAAUCCUAUCCAUCAAAAAUCUCACUUCAAAAACCCCAUGUACCCAUCCUAUUUUGUAAUGGAUGCUGUUGAUGCUUAUGAAUUUUAUAUUGAACGAAUGAAAAUAUACCUGAAUAUGUAAAUAGGCCAUAGGUUUAUAUAUUUUACACAUUAGUAUGUACUUAUUCAGGUUUUGUAUCAACAUAUACAAAGAAAGAGUUUUUAUCAUUUUAUAUCGCUUUCGGAGCAUACUGUAGUUUAAUCAUUGGUCGUAUUCACGUAGUGCCAUUAAUAUAAUGAUGAGAUAAACAAGAAAAAUUAUGGGAAUUCUCAGUAUAUGUGAAUAUGGAAUAGCACAUUCAGAUAAUAUCAAUUCGAUUAACCGCUGAACAUAGAGGACUCAUCAAAAUAAAAAAUUUUCAUGAAACAAUGGUUGAUGGACAGCUUCCUUAAAUUUAGAAUGACUGAUGAACAGAUAUUGACGCCUUUGAAUGAGUUCGAUAACAGCUGUCCUUUUAGAGCCCAACAUAAAAAUACAAUUUGUAUAAUUGAGGAAAUGAUGUUGUGAACUCUGGAAUUUAUGAGGUUACUGCCUUGUAUCACCGAUAAUAUUCCAUAAUUCAGUAUAGACGAUAUAAUUACGAUUGAAUGUACCAUUCAACUCGAUCAAUAGUCCAUGAGUAAGUGUGAAAACAUGUUCAAGUAGACAUCAAUAGUAGAUCGAUUUUCGAUACGAAAAUAGAAUUAAGUCAUUUUUUUCCAUUUUUGUGAAGAAGAUUUUCAGUUUCACUGCUAAAAUUAAAGCAUACCUAUUUUGCUUGAUUUUGGAAUGCCAUAUCAACUCCAACCACCAAAGUACCGGAAAUGAAUAACCCUCUUCUCAUACCAUAUAUAAAACAUCGAAUGAACUCAUAAUAAGUAUCCAAGUAAAUUUUUCGUAUAGAUCUUAACUUGAAGAAUUGAAGAUGAUUAUAUGGUAUUCAAUAAUUUUUCGACAGAGAUUUCUCGAAAAAUAUCUCAGACUCCCACAGAUUCAUGGUUAUAUUUUAUCAUCAUAUGUUGGUACUUGGAACUCUUAUGUCAUGGAUUUAUUUAUUAUCUGUCAAAUUUGUAAUACACAUCACUGUUCUUUUAACCAACAGUUUUCAGUGUAAGAAUCAAUAAACAAUAUUUAUGGAAAUAUCACAUUAAUUCCUAUUUUUAGUGAAUCAUAGAAAUGAUACUGGUAUAGAAGGUAUAUUUUUACAUUGGUUCAUUUAAAAACUUUCCACUUCGUGGCUCGACUUUGAAUUUUUCACUCUUGGAAGAAUAGCAAUGCCUUCUGUACUUUUAUUACUUAUAAGUAAUUAUUCUGUAUCUUUCAAGAAUUAGGCUUUAUUUUCGGUAUCUCUUCUAAUUAUGAAUUUCUUUGUCAAAUGGACGCAAAAAUAAUGCUUAUAUUAAUUACAUAUCAAGACAGGCGGAGGAACUGUCUUAAGCACUCAAUAUAAUAAAGUGUCAAAUUUCUUGUUGUUGAUAUGGCAGUUCAAACUGGAAAUUGUUUAUGGUGAUCGGAUGACAUGACAUUAAAAUGAAUAUAAAACAAUGGGUGAAAUAGGAUUUUUGUAUUGCUAAUUAUUUGUAUUAUCUGUUGAUCAGCAAGUCAAAAUAUCCAGUAUGGGUGUAUUAUUUCAUUCCACUUACCAUUGGCCUCUGAAAUAUUUCUUAAAUAUAAAUUCAAAAUAAGCACUAGCAACUCAGAAUUCAAUUAUGAAAUUUUUAUGAACAUACUUG
This is a messenger RNA of Harmonia axyridis, 3762 nucleotides long. It is a transcript of the gene nAChRalpha4, whose product is annotated as acetylcholine receptor subunit alpha-like. Lineage: Eukaryota; Metazoa; Arthropoda; Insecta; Coleoptera; Coccinellidae. Gene Ontology annotation, biological process: regulation of membrane potential; nervous system process; chemical synaptic transmission. Gene Ontology annotation, molecular function: transmembrane signaling receptor activity; acetylcholine-gated monoatomic cation-selective channel activity. The record is from RefSeq and is a predicted model, not a curated record. The coding region runs from base 214 to 1887 and encodes 557 amino acids. The transcript has 12 exons. Gene Ontology annotation, cellular component: neuron projection; synapse; postsynaptic membrane.